Messenger RNA from Gryllus bimaculatus (two-spotted cricket), 4160 nucleotides. The record is from the annotation of a GenBank genome assembly. NCBI's taxonomy places the organism in Eukaryota, Metazoa, Arthropoda, Insecta, Orthoptera, Gryllidae.
AUAAAUUGUAUUUAAGAAUAUCUUAUCUUCUGAUAAAUCUUUUAAUUAAAAAAGGGGGAAAUGUUUGCCUGUAUGUACAACAGGAUGAACUUGAGUUAAACGAACGUGUGAGGAAAGUUUUCAUGAUGCAUGGAUGUUUCUUAUCUUGAUGCAUGUAGAGGAAAUCGAAACAACUACGCUUUAAAACAAAGGAAUGCUCCCAGCACCCACCGGGUUUAGAUGAAGUGGCCUCAAUUUUUCUAUGAGCUGCUGUACGGUUUCAUAACAAGAGAGGCCGUGAACACGAUCGAGGAAAUGGUUAUUCGUCUUUUGCUUUGGGAAAUGUCAUGGAACUUUACGUUGUGAUGAUCGAUACGUUUAUAGGAUAUGCAAAAAUAUUGUAACUGACUGGUUCUGCAAUUUCGGCCCCGCAGUGCCAGUAGAGAGGCCUCGAUAUGAAUUGCCAUCAAAUCUUAAGUGGUGCCUGCAAUGCAGGUGACCACUGUUAUGCUGUCGGUAGUGUGGAAGGAGUACCUUUCACGGCAUAUGCAGCUGGUUGUAAUAUUGUCAUUUUGGCGAGCAGCUUUGAGAGAGUGCAAAUCAUUCCUGGAGCAUGGCAUAAUUACAUUCGAAUUAGUUGUUUGGACUGUUCAACAGAUACUGGAAAAAUUGCUGCAGCCUAUGAAAAUCAAGUGUGCAUAUUUGAACCAACCCCGCUGAUACAUACCUCAAGUACACAUCAUCUAGAUUAUCGUUGGGUGCAAACUGGAAGCUUACAAACGGAGUCACAUAUUAGCUCAUUAUCUUGGAAUUUGGAAGGAACACGUUUACUCACAGGUGGUGAAAUUCUUCAGAUGUGGCGACAACACCCAGCCACCCAUGAUGGAGAAUACGAUCCUGAAAGCAGUACGGGAGGUGUCACAUUUGAGAUUGGUGAAGACUCUACAGCUGCAGCAGAGGAUGAUGAAGAACCAGUUUCCAAUAUGUUAGUAACAUCCUGUCGAGACAACAUCUGUCGUGUGUGGGUUGAGACAGUUUUGCCAGAAGAUGGACUUGUGAACAUGAACCAAUUUGAUCCUCGUGCAACACAAAAUCCAAAAUUUCGCACACACAGACAUAAGCAUAGGUUCUUGCAACGUCUUCGGCACAUGAAGACAUGCUUCCACAUCCGUCGACAUGCAAAAAGUCAGCAACCCUCUGGUGCUGGCACAUUAGGGGGAAUAACUGCACCAAUUCCCACUCUGCCUUCCACAUACAGUGUCCACGACUUCCAUAGUUAUGGGUACCAUGGUACAGGGCUCACUCCUGGCCUACACUUUCAUCUGGCUGCUAGCAUCAAUGCAGAGACUGACAUUCCUUUGGUACCUAGUUUGGUAACAGGAGAUCCUGACUUGGAGCCAAACUUUGUUCUUCAUUGGCUGAAUAAUAAAGAGAUGCAUUUCUCACUGCAAGCUGAGUCAAUGCUACACGAGAUGACAAGGAAGCAAGUGGAAAGGGAAGAGGCAAGUGCUGCAGCAUCAGGCACUGAUGGCUCUGGUCGGGAGGUUCAUGAAGGUUCCCAGAAUGAUACUGAUCCAGAGGAACACUCUCCCCGAAAGCGAGUAGGCAGAGUAGCAAAAGCAGCGUCCCAAGAUGAGAGUAGUGAAGAGCAGCAUGGCAGUGCUCAUUCUAGUGGUCACAGUCAUCCAAGCCUCAGUGCUACAACUUCCAUCAACUCGCUGGCAACAGAUGCAGGCCCUGCUGGGGCAGGAGCUGGCCUGGCCGAUCCUCUUGAUGCCGCCAUAGAAUGCCUUCUGAGAGACUGGCAUCAUAACCCUGACCUCCUCUUUGCCAUCCACCCCAUUGAUGGAAGUUUGUUUAGGCAGGCCCAGGUGUCAUUCGCUUCACGAUUACCUUCUACAUUCCCCCUGGGUGAUGCGAUGACCAUGUCAACUAGCAUCUGCCUCUACAAUGCUUAUGGCUGUCAUUUUGGUGAUCGAGAACCAGCUGCUGCAACAUUAGGUACAGCGCGUGGGACAUCACCACCUGCUCCACCGUCGCCUGGUGUGAUGGGCUUGGAAGAUGCACCUUCAGCUACAGCUUUAUUGCCUAGUGUACAGGAAGAGGUUGAAGGAUCAGAUGGACCCCAAUCGUCAGCGCCAGCAGUUACUGCCGUUUCACCUGCCACUGAGGCUGCUCCAGCAGCUGAAAAUGAAUCACAAAAAUCAACAGGAUCAGUAUCUGCUGACCCAUCUCCAACAGUGUCAAUGGUUACAAAGCAUUCAAAUGGUACUCUCAAUCUUUGGCAACUUACAUUUGCUGAUAAGUCGAAGUUUUCACAGGUUCUCACAAUUGGCCAUGCAUGUCGAGCAUCUGGUCAUCGAUUCCGAGUAAAUGACAUCACAUGUCAUCCAGUAUUGCCACUUCUACUUACUACCUCACACCAUAAUAUUUCUGAUGUCCCUGUUGCAAGUCCCUCACGUUCUCCGUUGAGUCCUGCAGGUCGCGGCAAAGAUGUCACAGUUCCCACAGGUUUCUGCAGUGAGUUGAUCUUAUGGCGGGUGGAUGCUGUUGGCCCUCUAUCACGGUCUGGGGGUGUCAGUGAACUUGCCCGCAUAAAUUCACCAGAGAUUUCUGCCUUUUCCAAUGUUGCAUGGAUUCCAACUCUUUUGCCUAGUACAACUUUGGGAAACUUGUCCAACUCUCCAAGUGCAUGUUUUGUGGCGUCAGACGGACAUAGCUUACGUGUAUACCAAGCUGUAAUAGAUGCUCGAACAUUACUGGCUGAAGUCAACAGUUCUGAAAGGAGGAGUCGCAUGCUCGAUUCUCUUGUAAGUUUGUCAACGGAUACUUCUUCAGAAGAUGGAUUGAAGCAUACAUCACUCCAUGACCACAUACGCAUUGUCUCUCAGCAGUCAACUGCACGACCUGGAUGUGUCAUUCAACUUGAUGCCAUAUCAGAUGCAAAUCAUGACUGGCAAAACACCCAAUUCCUCCAUGUUUUCCAAGAGCAACUUAUUACUGGCGAAAGAACAGAGGAGCGUGGCUCCUCCAAUGUAGGUGGAGUGAGCGGAGUGGGAGGUCCUACUGCAGGUGCAGGAGAUGCAAGCAAUACAGUAGGGGCUGCAGACUUGGGCCUUAUGCAUUCUGAACUUGGUGCUAUGGUAGAUUUACAACAGAGUUCAGUCUUUGAAGAGCCUUUUUACAUUGUGGUUCUGGAGAAGACUGGUUCGGAGUCUAUUCUUCACAUGUGGAGACUGGUUAUCGCCUCACAACCAGAUAGCAGUGAAUUGUCAGGAAGUAUGAUGUACGUGCCAGACAGUCAGCUUAUACAAGAUGAAGAGGAGCCAGAAGUGGGUGGGGGGCGGUCAGCUAGCAUGGCAGGUGUGGAGAAUGAUACAACUGGUCCUCAACAGCCAUCACAAGCUUCACAUGUUGUCAUAUCUACCACAAAGGUGUGCACACAAGUUCUACCAUUACCUGAUGGUGUGGAGGUUGUUCAUGCUGCUCCUGCUGCUGGCCAUCUUAGCUCCGCAUCAAUUUACCCAGCCUGUUUCGCACCCUACAUCUUGGUGACUGCCUGCUCGGACUCAACUAUACGGUUUUGGAAAUGCAAAAUUUCUGGAGGUGAGCCACCACGUAGAACGUAUGAAUGGUGUGAAUGGGAAAUGAGCAGAAGAGGGCUUACUUCAGCCAUUGACAUUACAGGUCAACCAUUGAAUAUAUCUGCAGCUUAUAGUGGUCGCAUUGCUUGUGCCUACAAGUAUGGCAAAUCAUUUACUAGACCUUCUAAAAACGAUCCAGAUUCACGUUUUGUAAAUCUUUGUGUGGCGAUUUACGAAUGUGAAAGCACUGGAGGUUCAGAGUGGGUUUUGGAAGAUACAAUUCAUCUAAAGAAUAUUCAUCUACCUCGAAUGCAGCUGCAUCCACAGCUUGAUCUCAGUGUUUUGCAUGAGAGACCCCGACGCUUUGGAGAGGAAAGAAGUACCCGACGUAAUGGUGGAGAUGACAUUCAUGGUUCUCUACACAAAUCAGGAACAAGUUUGACAGCAGUGCCAAGCUUCAGCACACUUCAGUCCCUGCGCCGUUCUAUCAUUGAAUGUGGCAACACCUGCCCAUUGACUCAAAAGCACCUAGUGCAACUGGACUGGGUCAGCAAAGAAGAUGGUUCACACAUUCUCACAGUUGCAGUGGGGAGCAAG